AUGGCGGAAGCCAUACUCAGCCAGAUUUCGGGCGACUUUCUGGAGUGUACGGUCUGCCUGGAGCCCUUUAAGGAUCCCAAGGUCCUGCCGUGUCUUCACACCUUCUGUAAGGGCUGUCUGGAGAAGUUUGUAGGGAAACAAGGUGAACUGAUGAAGGACAAGUUUCAGUGUCCAACAUGUCGGACCGAAACUGUACUUCCAGAUGGUGGUAUCGCCGGGCUCAAAAACAACUUUUUCGUCCUGAGCUUGAGGGACACCGUUGAAACACACAAGAGUGUGGCUAAUGUAGAGGAUGACAAAGUUCCUUGCGAUGUCUGUGAAGAAGACGUGGCUAGCUGUGGUUGUGUUUUGUGUGAAGAGUUUUUGUGUGACGAAUGCGUUCGUGCCCACCGCCGUGCCAAACGUACACGCGAUCAUGAAGCCAUCGGCGUGGCUGAACUUGAAGAACAUCUGAUCACCAAGACGUCAUCAGUCAAGCCAACAUCACUGCCGAUUUGCACAAAACACGAAGAUGAGAGGCUGAAGUUCUUCUGUGAGACGUGCCAGCACCCCGUCUGCCGAGAUUGCACAGUACUGCAGCACAAGGACCACAAGUACGGUUUGCUGACAGACGUCGUGAGUGGCGUCAGGGCAAAGAUCAAAGACAAACUCGAGACCGCCAUGCCGAAAUUUCAGGAAUACCGAGAUAUCGCAGGUGUCGUAACUGAGAAGCAAACAGAGCUGAACACCAGAAGCAAGAAAGCUGCAGACGACAUCGAUGCAGCUGCGGAGGAAGAGAUCAAGUAUUAAAGUGGCCUGGUCAGACGCAAG
Branchiostoma floridae (Florida lancelet) is the source of this 810-nucleotide messenger RNA. Its product is annotated as tripartite motif-containing protein 3-like. Gene Ontology annotation, cellular component: chromatin; nucleoplasm. The coding region runs from base 1 to 789 and encodes 262 amino acids. NCBI's taxonomy places the organism in Eukaryota, Metazoa, Chordata, Leptocardii, Amphioxiformes, Branchiostomatidae. The record is from RefSeq and is a predicted model, not a curated record. Gene Ontology annotation, biological process: positive regulation of DNA-templated transcription. The transcript has a single exon. Gene Ontology annotation, molecular function: ubiquitin-protein transferase activity; zinc ion binding.